UCGUUACUGUUGCAUAAGUUCAGAUGAAGGGACAGUUCGCAGGUGCGCGAGAAGAACUUGUGACUGUUUACGAUUAAGAGAUUUCUCAUCGCUGUACUCAUAGAAAACAUGACUACUAAAUUUUUAUAGCAUUGUACACAAAAAGAAACGAAAUAGGUAUUAUUUAACCGGUGAGAUGUUCAUCAUUCAAACCUAUGAGCUAUUUUAUCUCUCAACCAUCACUGAAGAUAGCAGAAACGAAUAUCACUAACAUUGCCUUAUUUUGAAAACUUCAAUGAAUUUAUUAAAUGAAAUUCAUCAAGGGAACUCUAAAAGUAAAUAACUAUUGAGACCACACGUUGAACAUUCCCCAUAUAUAUAUCCACCAGGCUGUUACCACAACCAUGUUCACACAUUAUUAACCUGAUAGUACAUACACAUACUUCCAUUUUCUACACAUCAUAUCUGCUAUGCAUGAAUCGAUAUCUCCAGAGAGAAAGGUGUACCCAGUGAACAGUUGACAGUCUGAACCAAGAUGAGCUGCAAAACAACUCGCCAUUUCACCUUUGAGGUGAGUUUAACAACUCAACCUGACGAACAUGUAUGCUUAACAGGAAGUAUUGAAGAACUAGGCAACUGGGAUCAUAACAAAGGCAUCAUUCUUCAUCCAAAGGCACCAUCACCAAACUAUGAGGGAUAUAAUGUUUGGAGUACUGAAUUAAUAAUAACUGGCAAAACAACCUUCAGUUAUUCCUACUACGUCUGUAACAUUGUCAGUUCCCCAUGUAACCAAAAUGUUGACAGCUUCAUUGUAAUGAGGUGGGAAGCGAACCUCACACAAAGAACAUGGCAUCAUUCAGAUGAUUCUUCCCAGCAUGUAAGAUUCUGUGACCAAUUUGGUAUCAUUGAUGGCACCAGCUGUUCCAAUAGUGGCUGGUUGACCGUUCAAACUGAUUUGAAAUUAACUAUUUUGCCACAAUCCAUCCAGCUGCACCAAAAUGACUUGAAGCUAACUUCGGUUAAAUGUGUUCCUCUUGAAAUGUCUCAACCAGAAGAUUCAACUCUCCCACAAACAAAUCUCUUAUGGUCAAAAGAUGCUUGCUAUGUUCUUACUGAAGAAAAUUAUCAGUCAACCAAACAGAGUAAUUUUGGCUGUGUCUACGAACCAGAUUCUGUUUUGACCUUCAAGAGCCAAGUUUUAGACUCUUCAAAGAUUGGCUUCCGUUUGGACUUCUAUGGGUGUCAUACAUCUGUAGAAAAUAAUCCAUUAACAAAUGGACCUACCCAUAUUGGGUAUAGCUAUAUCCUUCCAUCAAUUCUGAAGGAUUCUUUGGGUACAGCAACGACUUAUAUUUCAACACUUGAUCAAAAAAUUGCUGGAGAAAUAAAAGUGAAAUAUUGCAUUACAAAACCUCUUCAAGGACACCACUGUUCUCUUGAUUUCUCUUAUCAAAAACAAUUGCAGCAUCAGAAAGAUCCGUUACAUAUUGGUCAUCGAGGAAUGGGUUCUUCUUUUACACUUCCAAAUCCUGUGAUGGAGAACACCAUAGCUUCAUUUUGUGCUGCUGGUCACUAUGGUGCUGAUUUUGUUGAAAUGGAUGUACACCUAACAAAAGAUCAUGUACCUGUGAUUUACCAUGACUUUUAUAUUGAUAUUGCUAUGGAACAGAAAGAGCCAAUGACUUUGUUUGACAACCAUACAAAGAUGUUAAUCAAAAAUCUUACAUUAAAGCAAUUACAGUCGUUAAAGCUGUUCUACCGUUUGAAAGAACCUGAUUAUUGGAUGCCAAUUACCGAAACAGAUGGUAACCCUGACCAACCAUUUCCUACCCUUGAGAAAUGUCUUGAAGAAGUUCCUGAAGAAAUUGGAUUCAAUGUAGAAAUUAAAUACCCUUUAGAAUGUAUUGAUGGCACAAUGGAAAGCGAGGACAUCUUUGAUGCCAACUUUUUUCUGGAUAUUAUAUUGGCUAAAAUAUUUAAGCAUUCAGGAAAGCGAAAAAUUAUUUUCUCAACAUUUGAACCAGAUUUAUGUUGUAUGUUACAUUUAAAACAGAACAAGUAUCCUGUUCUGUUUUUGACACAGGGAAUAAAUAGUCAUUGGAUGUCCUACAAGGAUGCCCGUUGCCAUACAACAAGCACUGCUAUUAGCUUUGCGAAGGCUGAAUCUCUUCCUGGUAUUUGUGCUCAUGCAGAAGAGUUACUGAAAGAUACAGAACUUAUGGAGAUGUGUGCCCGAGAAAAUUUGUCACUUAUUGCUUGGGGAACUGAUAUUGAAAACUGCGAUAACAUGAAGGUUUUAACAGAUUAUCCACUUACAGGAUUAAUAUAUAAUCGAAUGGAUGUAUAUGGACCUGCAAGUGUUUUAAAGAUAGUCUGAGAAUUUGAUGGGAUGGA
Octopus sinensis (East Asian common octopus) is the source of this 2373-nucleotide messenger RNA. RefSeq names its product glycerophosphocholine phosphodiesterase GPCPD1-like. The transcript is spliced from 19 exons. Gene Ontology annotation, molecular function: starch binding; glycerophosphocholine phosphodiesterase activity. Lineage: Eukaryota; Metazoa; Mollusca; Cephalopoda; Octopoda; Octopodidae. The record is from RefSeq and is a predicted model, not a curated record. Gene Ontology annotation, biological process: glycerophospholipid catabolic process. The coding region runs from base 515 to 2356 and encodes 613 amino acids.